Polyodon spathula (Mississippi paddlefish) is the source of this 2109-nucleotide messenger RNA. RefSeq names its product 5'-AMP-activated protein kinase subunit beta-1-like. Bases 427 to 1233 code for a protein of 268 amino acids. Gene Ontology annotation, cellular component: cytoplasm; nucleotide-activated protein kinase complex; nucleus. Gene Ontology annotation, biological process: signal transduction. The record is from RefSeq and is a predicted model, not a curated record. NCBI's taxonomy places the organism in Eukaryota, Metazoa, Chordata, Actinopteri, Acipenseriformes, Polyodontidae. Gene Ontology annotation, molecular function: protein kinase binding. The transcript has 8 exons.
AAGUGUGCUGUGAGCCUCUCCUUAAGACAUUCCUCACAGGGGGAGGGGCUGAGACCAAAUUAGACACAAACCCAAAGCUUUGGGUGCUUAAUCACUAGCCCUGCCUAGCUUUAACCUGUGAUGUGUGCUCUACACAGGUACAGUACGUGAGCACAAGCCUGACACAUUGUCCACACUGCUGUUACAAUGCACAGUCAUAACGCACAGUAGAUGGCACCAGUACACCACUGCAAUUUUACACGACAAGAAAUCCGGAGGCGUUAACUGGCUCUGAUGCAUUGUCCCACUGAGGCUUCCUUACAGGAAAUACUAACUUCGAAGAGGAGGGGCUGAAGCGCUGCGGAAGGUUGUUUACAAACCGGAGUUUAACAACAAAAUAGAAGGGGGUUUGUUUUGUCAGGGUUAGUGCAUCCCGAGGAGAGGAAGAUGGGGAACACCAGCAGCGAGCGGCAGGGGGACCACAAGUCCCAACGGAGGGACAGCAGGGGCGGGUACUCCAAAGACGGGGACCAGCCGAAGAUACUGAUGGACAGCCCAGAGGAUGCGGACAUCUUCCAAGCAGAGGAGAUGAAGGCUCCAUUAGAGAAGGAGGAGUAUCUCGCCUGGAAGCAUGACGUGGAGGUGAGUGGCAAAGCCCCGACUCACGACAGGCCCACGGUGUUUCGCUGGACUGGAGGCGGGAAGGAUGUUUUCCUAGCAGGGUCUUUCAAUAACUGGAACAACAAAAUCCCUCUCACCAAGAGCCAUAAUAACUUUGUAGCUAUCCUGGACCUGCCAGAAGGAGAGCACCAGUACAAGUUCUAUGUAGAUGGGCAGUGGACACAUGAUCCCUCCGAGCCGGUGGUGACCAACAAGCUGGGAACAGUCAACAACGUGAUCCAGGUGAAGAAGACGGAUUUCGAAGUAUUUGACGCCCUGAUGGUCGACUCCCAGAAGUGUUCUGAUGUGUCGGAAUUGUCGAGCUCUCCUCCCGGCCCGUACCUCCAGGACGCCUACAUCAACAAACCAGACGAGCGCUUCAAGGCUCCUCCCAUCCUCCCUCCUCACCUGCUGCAGGUCAUCCUCAACAAGGACACAGGCAUCUCUUGUGAUCCUGCAUUGCUGCCUGAACCUAACCACGUGAUGCUAAAUCACCUGUAUGCCCUUUCCAUCAAGGACGGUGUGAUGGUUCUCAGUGCUACUCAUCGGUACAAGAAGAAGUACGUAACGACUCUGCUAUACAAACCUAUAUGAAUCCGGAAGCUUCUGUCUAACCCUAACCCUAACCCUAACCCUAACCCUAUAUGAAUCCGGAAGUCCUGCCCCCUUGACUGAUUUGAUGGAAACACACAGAGGGAUCAAGCUCUGCUUUCAGUGUUUAGCCAACAGUAUUGCAUUCCAGUUUGGCUGCUGCUUUCUUUUUCAUCUUCCAAACCCCAAAGUCUGACUGAAGCAGGCAGCUGAUGCUACUCUGUGAAACUUGCCACCAGAUCUCUGAAAUACCGACAAGGUCAAGAAGACUUGCCUGGAUCCUUUUCAAACUCUUUCCAUCAAGCAGUUCUCUUUCUGUCCAGAGAGGAAAAGACUGAUGUCAGUUGAAAACCCUUUUCUGUGUAUCCUGUGGUGCUCAACAGCUUGCUCGAGUGGAUUAGACAUGUACUGUGUGCUCGCUGAUUUAGUAUUUUUUUACAUCAGAUUAUUAUUGUAGUUUUGGCCAGUGUUCCUGUUGUAUUUUCUUAAGGAUGUGUAAUAAGCAAACAGUCUCCAAUAGGACCAACUUUAAAUGGACUUGGCUGUAGUAUAUCUAUAUUGACUGAUUUAAUCACUGUUUUCUUUUAAAAGAAAGAAAAAAAGGUUAAGAAUUCCUUUGUUUAGAUGACUGAAUAACUUUUCACCUAAAUGUAAUUUGUUUUUAUGGCGAAGGAUAGUUUUACAGCAGCUGUUUUAUUAAAAUGCACUAUAUAAACCAAAUAUGUUAUUAUACAUGUACAAUUAGUUUAGUAAAAAAAGAAAUCUUUGUAAAUGCCUGUUAAUUAUGUGUUCCUGUUCUAGUCAGUGUUUUUCAACACUACGCACAAUGCAAGUUUAAAAUGUAUAACUAAAAGGUGAGUAAAUUGCACUUUAAAUUGA